AUGAACAGCCUGUCCACAUCCACCCUCGAUGGCGAAGUUCUAGCAAACAUCCGCCAGUCCAUCGCUGAAUUUCUUCAGCGUUGCGGGUUGCAAUAUAAGAAUGUCCCGCUUGACGAGACGUGGUACUCCGAAUGCUGCCAGGAGGCCACCAAACGAGGCUAUCCGAUGGACACCAUCCUCCCAUACAUGUCUGUUGGCGUGGCUAUAACGUCUAACGCUUACGGCCACCUCCCGGACCGUCCAACCAAGAUGUGGAUCUGCCUCUUCACCGCCGUAUGCACCUGUAUGGACGACAUAAUGAUCAGCGGAGAAAAUCUAGUGCACCUGUACCGUUUCAACGAGCUGUUCGCGAACUGCCAGCCGCAGGGGCAUCCGGUUUUGAAUGCGCUUGACGAGCUCUUGCGGGAGGUCGCUUGCCACUAUUCUGCACCGGCGUCAAAUUUGAUCGUCACGUCCGCGCUCGACUUCAUCUCGUCGCAGGCUCCCUCAUACCCUGAGUAUGCUAGGAUGCUAUCAGGCGUGGACUAUGCGUACGCAUACUUCGUUUUCCCUUCCACACUCCCGCCUCGGGAAUACGUUCAAUGUAUAAUGGAUGUAGCCAUGAUAGUAAACUACGCAAAUGAUAUAUUGUCAUACUACAAAGAGGAGAUCCAAGGCGAUACCGCAAACUACUUGUCGCUCAUGGCAGCCUCUCGUGGUCUUAGCAAACAGGACGCUCUCCAGAAACUCAUCGAGAAAACUGUACAACUACAUCACGGCAUUCUCGAAUUCUUGAGACCGCAUCCUGAGGCAUACGACGCCUAUGUCGGAUUUUUCAAUGGGUAUUUCAAAUUCCACGCUACCUUUGGAAGGUAUAAGCUGGAGGAGAUCAUGUAGAAGAGGUUGUCUUCUUGAUGGAUACCUUUCUUAUGGUAUUUCUCAACUUUUCCUCUGUUGAUUACAUCUUGAAGUGGAGUACUAGCUAUCACGUUUGUACCUUGUUUCUAUGUCUACCAGGCGCCAUUAGGUUGCCUGUCUGACCCGACUUUUCUUACUCCUUCCAAUUCAAUCGAGCAGUUUUAUGAGAUUUUGUACUUACUUUUAGAUUAACUUUUC
Messenger RNA from Suillus fuscotomentosus, 1095 nucleotides. RefSeq names its product isoprenoid synthase domain-containing protein. Bases 1 to 876 code for a protein of 291 amino acids. The record is from RefSeq and is a predicted model, not a curated record. Gene Ontology annotation, molecular function: carbon-oxygen lyase activity, acting on phosphates. Lineage: Eukaryota; Fungi; Basidiomycota; Agaricomycetes; Boletales; Suillaceae. The transcript has 4 exons.